AUGACUACACAAACUCAAGAGAGAGCUUUCAAUAUGCUACGAGAUCUUCUUCAAACAAAUUUCCCUGAUGCUCCUCCUGAAACCAUGAAUAUUGUUAAAGAUUCUCCAAUGUUAACAAAAUUAGCAGAAUUAUCAAAAACAUUACUUUUAUCUGCUGCAACAAACAUUCUUGGAGAAGAAAAAGUCAAUUUAGUAGAUUUAGCAAUUCGACACAUGUUGAAUGAGUAUUCUGAAGAUAUUAUUGCUUCUAAAGGAGCUAGUUUAGCUUUAAAUUCAUCCAAACAAGAUGAGCUACAUAAAACCAAACUUGAAUUAUCUAUGCUACAAGAAGAAAAUAAAGAUUUGAAAGAUAGAAUUUUGGCUCUUGAAGAGCAUGCUCAAUCAUGCCAAGCAGAAUUAGAAUCAGUUAGAGUUGAAAAGGAAAAAGCCCUACAAAACAAAUUAAUUUUAGCUGCCAAAAAAAGGAAUGAAAUGUCUCUUAAAAAUGCCGAAAUUUUAAAUAUCACAGAUCAAUUGCUUGCAACACAAAAUGAAUUGCGAAUAACAAUGGAUAAAAAUACAAGAUUAAAUUCUCAAAUUAAAGAUUUAGAAUCAGAAAUCACAAAAAUUACACAAGAAAAGCAACAGAUUCUCGAUAAAUCAAAACAGAAAUCCUCAACGAUAAGAGAACUACGCACUCAAGUUGAAAAUAACAAAAUAAUCUCUGAGCAACUUGAAAAAGCCAAAUCAGAACUAAAUAGCAUGAAUAAAAAACAAUCAAUAGAAGAUACAUACAGAAUGGCAUCAGCGAAAAUGCAAGACGUUGUGAAAAAUUUGAAUGAAGAAAUUAUUCCUCUCAGACAGAGCAGAGAUGAGGCUUUAGUCUUACUUCAAAAGCAAAUGCUACUCAUCAAGAAAUACGAAUCAUCCUUAGAAUUGCAAGAUGAUAAAAUCAGACUUUUAAAUGCAAAAAUUUCCGAAUUAACUGACACAAUCAACCAAAACGACGAUUUGAUACAAGAAUCCAAUGAAAAUCAUGCUGAGUUAGAAGAUCUUCGCCAGUUAGUUAUAGAUUGCAUCACUGCAUUCCAACCAAAUUAUAUAAUUACAGCCGAACAGUUGCCAGAGACUAUAUCAAGCCUCUGCCACAAUGACCCUACAGUUCUGACCAGGGACAUAGAUUUUGAGUCCUCAGAGUUGAAUUCGAACCACUCUGAAUCAGUAAAUUUAAUUGAUUCUCUGACAAAGUUCUGUCUUGACCUGAUCAAUGGUAAAGUUGAUCUUAAACACUUCACGUCAUCAUAUUCUCCUAUUGUUGUCGAUGAAAAUCUCAAACUUGAUGCUAUGUCAAAGCUGAACCAAAUCAGAGAAGAUUACUUGCAAAUAAUUGACAACAAUGAGGAAGAUCCUAUUAUUGGCCUUCUAAAUAAGAAGGAUUUCAAUAUUCAAAACCAAAACGAACUCUCAAUUUCACUAAUUUCUACAAAUUGUGCCUCAAAAGUUCUGGAACUAUCUAAGAAAUCUCUUGAAGCGCUAUAUCCAGCCAAGAGACAAAUACCUCUUAUCUGCUCCAACGAAGAUUUGCCAUCAGAGAUUUCCAGAUUUGUAAUUGACACAAAGACUGGUCUAGAGAAGCUUGUCAAGCAGAUCAUGACUGUUGUGCACAUUGAUUCCAACUCUCUCAACGAGAUUGACACAAUCAAAGUUUUUGUCGAUAUCUGCUCCAAACUCAUCCAAGAUCUCGACCAAAAAGUUCGUCCAAUUCUUGGAUUUGCCGGAAAAGUCGUAGAAAUCCCGUCACAAAUUGGUGAAUACAUUGAUGGCCUUCUCAAGCGCGAGGAGGAGAAGAUAGAAGUCAUAAAGAAAGAGAACUCCCUGAAAAUAAAGGAAUUGAACUCCAAACUCGCAGACGUGAAGCAGACAAACGAAGCUCUCAACGACAAACUGAGGAAGAUCGCAUUCGAGCUCAGAACGGUCUUCAACGAACUGGAGAAGACGAGGAAACAGAACUCAGCACUGACUGAGCAGCUGGAAGUGGCGACAGACAGGAUAGAGAUAGAGAAAGGGGAGAACACGAAGAUACAGGAGAGACAGAACCAGUACGUCAGCGUCAUCAAGAGCCUCCAGUCAGAGGUGAAGAGGCAGGAGGCGCUGCUGAAGGAGAGACAGGAAGUAAACGAGAGGAGGAUUGAGCAGAUGCUAGAAAACGAGAGACAGUUAAGAUUCGAUGAAGUUGACGCACUCAAAAGAAAGCAGAAAGCGGAACUGUCAGAGCUGCAGAACCAGGUCGGAAGAAAGAGAGAGAAAUUAUCAGAGAUAAAGGUAUCAUUGCAGAAAUUGAGGGAGGAAAAGGAAGAGACAGAACACGCGCUCAAAAUGAAAAUAACAGAACUCGAGCAAGAAAAUGAGAGCACAAUCAGAAUGGCUGAAGAUAACGACGUGCUCUGCAAGUCACGCAUAGAAGAGCUUAUGCAGCUGAACACAGAACUAGAGGGAAAGGUUAAGUCUCUCGCAUUGCUCAGCCAGAGGAACUCGCCUGCACUCAGAAGCUCAUUCAGGACUGAUAAAAAUAUACAGACAGAGAAGGAUAAGGCCGGAGAGGGAAAGGGAGAUGCAUCAAAGUGGAAGGAGUGGGCAAAGGACUUGGUCGUGAAGAGAAUAAGCGGAAGACAGACAAACAGGGAGUUGCCAGACGAGGAAUUGAUGAGAAAGAUAUCGGAUGUUGUGUUCAACAUGGGAAACCAAAAGAAACUUGUACAAAUAGUUGAGGACUUAAGACAACAGAAGGCCUUAGCAAAUGCUGCUCAAAAUGCUCAGAAGACAAAUAAUUUUGGUUUCAUAAGCUUGGUAAGAGCCGUCAAAACUGUAUUGCAGAUAAAUACAAAAGCAACGACGCCUCAGAAAAAUUCAAUUCUGUCACCAAGGAUUGGUAAAUACCCUUCACUCCAGAAAGUGUCUGCUGUUUCAACCCCUAAUUCCUCACCAAAAAAGACAAAUAAUGUUAUUAUUUUGUAA
This is a messenger RNA of Trichomonas vaginalis G3, 2994 nucleotides long. RefSeq lists its product as uncharacterized. NCBI's taxonomy places the organism in Eukaryota, Parabasalia, Trichomonadida, Trichomonadidae. The record is from RefSeq and is a predicted model, not a curated record. The coding region runs from base 1 to 2994 and encodes 997 amino acids. The transcript has a single exon.